ACGGCCGUGGUGAAGUACUGGCUGGGCGGGCCUGACCCGCUAGACUAUGUCUCCAUGUACAGCAACGCGGGCGACGAGCGGCGAGGCGUCCCGCCGCACUGGCACUACGUCUCGUUCGGGCUGUCGGACCUGCAUGGCGACGGACGCGUGCACGAAUCGAACACAACCGGCUUGAGUGGUUUUGGUUUCGAGCUGACGUUUCGCCUCCUACGGGAGAGCUGGGAGGUGGUGCCACCUACAUGGCCUGCGACAGUAUUGCAGUCUCUCGCCCGAUAUGUCUUCCAGUCUGAGAACACGUUUGUGCCAGGUGGGUGA
Molecule: messenger RNA, 315 nt
Organism: Priapulus caudatus
Lineage: Eukaryota; Metazoa; Priapulida; Priapulimorpha; Priapulimorphida; Priapulidae
Product: suppressor of fused homolog
Exons: 2
Coding region: 55-315 (86 amino acids)
Cellular component (GO): cytoplasm; nucleus
Molecular function (GO): transcription factor binding
Source: RefSeq, a predicted model, not a curated record